Messenger RNA from Sabethes cyaneus, 7295 nucleotides. It is a transcript of the gene Liprin-beta, whose product is annotated as liprin-beta-1. Lineage: Eukaryota; Metazoa; Arthropoda; Insecta; Diptera; Culicidae. The coding region runs from base 816 to 4532 and encodes 1238 amino acids. Gene Ontology annotation, biological process: neuromuscular junction development. Gene Ontology annotation, cellular component: presynaptic active zone. The record is from RefSeq and is a predicted model, not a curated record. Gene Ontology annotation, molecular function: protein binding. The transcript has 9 exons.
CGUGUCUCCAAACGGCCCAAAGCAAGCAAUCGACCGUCAAACAGACAAACAGACGGACGGACGAACGGACAGACAGACAGAUGGGGGGACAGACCGACCGCUGCUAGAAUGCGACUCAAGUCGGGUUGGAAUUGCCAGUGCCGCUUGCGACCGCGCAGAGAUUCAUCGUGUGAACUGCGCCACCUAGAGCGAGCGAAAGCGUAUUUCUUUUCCUCUGCUCGCAGCAAAACGGGCCAAUUGCACAAAAUAUUUAUAUCGCACCUUUGACGUUAUUAGCGAACCGGGAUCGCCGUACUUUCACUACCCGCGCGCGGUUUGUGUGGCCAAGAUUGGAACAUAAUAAACCUAAUUGUGCUUAUUUUGAACUAGUUUUUGCGUCCCGUGAUAUGAAGUGGAUGCGUGCUGCUCUGUCUUGAUGAUAGUGAUCUGCCAGUCGUCAGUGCCGGUAGUGUGCAUGUCUUCACGGUUUAUAGAUCAGGCGUCAGAAUGGCAAACCCGAGAAGCAAGUGCGACGUACACGGAAUAUAAAUAAGUCUGAUGAUCCGCAAUGUGUUGUGUUGGAUGAAUUUACGUCUUUUUAGACGGGUUUUGUGAUCUUUUUCCCUGUUGGAUCUAGUCUGAGUUUAGUUUGGUUGUGUAGCACGAAAACAGGCAUUAAUUCUAAAGGAAACCCCUGAAGCAGAACCAGUUGGUAACCUCCCGUCCCAGAAGCCACGUCACUUAUUAUCAUCGUCAUCAUCGUAGAAACUGUGGGCGAGGAACCUGAAGGGGCGGGUAGUUCAUAGUGCUGUGAUUAAUUAUAUUGUGGCAAGCCAAUGGAAGCUGACGAAGUGCAUCAUCUGCGGCAGCCAGCAGCGCUUCGCUGUGAUUUGAAUCGCUUGAGCACUAUCCGGGAGCGCAGCAGCCGAAGCAGCAGCAGCGAUGAGUCAGAUUUCUUAGAUAUACCACUCCCACCAGUGCCACCUCUGAAAGAAGGUGAACCCCAAACGACUGCUGCAGCUACUCCGGAGAUUCUGUACUCUCGCAUGCAGGAGUUCGAUGACGAACUGGACGCUCUGUCUCGGGAGGAUCUUCGAACGGUGGACAGCAGCAGCAACUCCAAUACGGUUCAGGGGAACUCGUGGAGUAUCCAAAGCGAGGGCAACACCUCCGCCAGCUGCUGCUCGAUUGACGAAGGGAUACUCUAUCUGGAUGACACCGGCGAGUACGACGAACGAUCGUCCGCUUACCGAGACAAAUCACCCAUCCUGCGGUCGUUGUCCACCUCGCCGGAACGUCAGCAACAGCGUCGCCGAAGACGAACGAAAUACCGCAGGCGCAAAGCAGAUGCGUCUACCUGCCGUGACGAUGAUUUCACCUGGGUCAACUCCAAGAACGAAGCGCCUAAAGCUACCAUCGAGUCGGAUCGCAGAUCGACUUCCCACACCACCGCCGGAGGUAGAUCGAUGAGGGGCCAUGACAUUAGCGCGAAUGCUGGGCCUUCCGGGACCACCGCGUCCCCCGUAACGGUCGGCAGUGGUAAACCACCCCGUCCCAUGACCGGAAGUCUGGACCGUAGGAGACACAAUCUCGGCGCCAGUCGCCAUGAACGAGACUCCAAAAGCCGCAGCACACAUUCGCUGAAGGACAAAUCCUCCUCGUCGGAAUUUCACAAACCUGACUCCAUGUCGAGCAGUUUAAGCCUGAAUUCGAAAGGUAAACCAACACAUAAACGCAGCGGUCAUGGUCAUAGCAGAGCAGACGAGGAUAAGUUCUGGAGCUUUGAUGAACACCCAGAACAGGAUUCUGGGAGUUACAAUAAUUACAACAGUAGUAGCAGCAGUCAUCAUCACAAUCAUCAUAGCAGCAAUCACACUAACAAUAGUAGGCAAAGUCCUGGAAUCUGGGAUCCUCCGCCGCCCCCACCGGUGUCGCACUGGGACCCUCACUACUACUGGAACUGGAAUCAUCAAAGCCGAGAGGAGCUGCGAUUGAUUGACUAUCACCGCAGACAGCAGGAAAUGUAUCGAUACGGAAGCAAUAGUGCCCUUAACAGUUCCCAGGAACUGGCCUGCUCCAGUGGAUGCUGUAAUCGUGGAUACUAUCAACCGCACCCGCAUCCACCUCCACUACCACCACCGUGCUGCUCCUGUGAACACAGCAGAAUGAUGUGGGGAAAAGACUGUCAGCGUCAGGACACAGACGAGCGGCUCCACCGGCUGCAAACGGACAAGGAAGCGCUGGCCCUGCAGGUUAAGGUCCUAACCGAGCAGGUGCAGUCGCAGAACACCAAAAUCGCCGACCUGGAACGAACGGUGAGCGAGAAAAACCAACUGCUGUCGAACGCGGACGAUCUACUGCAGCGAGUAAGCCAAUUUGCCAAAACAGUUGGCAUCCAGAUUGACAAACAGAAAGAAAUGCUUUCCCGAUCAUCGCUAGAAACCCAAAAGUUGGAGCUCAUGUCUGCCAUGAGCGAGCUAAAACUACAGCAAGCCGCCCUGGAGCGGGAAAAUCUGGAACUUCGAACCAGUUUAGUUAACGGCACACCGCUCAACAACGGGAACUUGAUCGGCAAUCUGCUAACCAGCAACAGCAUAAACAACAACAACGCCAGCGCCAUCACAGCGAGCCUCCUUCGACGGACGCCAAUCCUCGGCAGUGGACGCCUGGUAGCGUCAACCGCAGCGAAUUCGAUCAACUCGUCACCCCUGCAUCACGGCAGCCACGGCAGUCUGCCCCAGCAAGCCGGUGCCACUUCACCUAGUCCUAUCACACCAAAAACCCCACCAGCUUCCUACCGGCAGCGAGUGGAUCUACACUACAGCAGUCUUCCACGGCAAGCCUUCGCGACGACACUGUCCACGGCCAGUGGAUCGAGCGGCAGUUCCGGGACCAGCGCUCCCGUCAAUGGUUCCUCCGAUGCCACCGACGGCAACGCCAAUCUGCGGCGCAACGUAGCAUUCGAUUCGGGAACGCUUUCCACCGACCGCACCACCGACGGGCAGGCCAGUCAGCGGAGCUACACACCGAACCCGUCGCCUUCGCCCUCGCUGAGUCACAAAAACCUGAAGGGGUUGCGGAAUAUUUUCGGCAAAAUUAAGCGAAGCAACAGCGGAACCCUGGAGGACGCAGCGAACAGCGGUGACGGGGGUGAAUUCAGACGAGGUGGCGUUCGGGCAACCGCCGGCGGACGGCUAGGUUGGAGUACGGAAUUCCGAAAGCCGGAUAAACCUUUUCGGGAGUGGAAUCUGGAUACGUUGUGUCAAUGGUUCGAGCAGCUUGGGCUCGGAAUGUACGAGGAAGAUCUACGCCGGUGGCUUAAGGUAGGAGGGGCAGCCGAGCUAGCUCAGGCAUCUCCCGUGGAUGUUGAAAAAGAGCUGAACAUAAAGAAUUCGUUGCACCGGAAAAAGAUUGUGCUGGCGGUUGCCGAUUUGACGGGAAGUGACGACGGGGAUGUGUUGUUUAAGAAUGCAGGAAAGUUGGAUACACAUUGGGUUCUUCGAUGGUUGGAUGACGUAGGUUUACCUCAGCACAAAGAUAUUUUCACUGCCGCCCGCAUGGAUGGACGCAUGCUGCACAAACUGACCAUGGACGAUCUAGUCAAUCUGCAUGUAACUUCCUGUCUGCAUGUGGCCAGUAUCCGACGAGGCAUUCAGCUGAUGCGAGAGCAAAAGUGGAACGCGGACUGUAUAAUCCGUACUUCCAUAACGGACGAAUCCUGCGGCAUUAAAGACGAAGUGCAGCUGUGGUCCUGCCAUCGGGUAAUGGAAUGGCUGCGGGCUGUCGAUCUCUCGGAAUAUGCACCGAAUCUUAGGGGUGCCGGAGUCCAUGGAGCGCUGAUGAUGUACGAGGUUAAAUUCACUGCCGAACUGCUGGCUGAGCUGCUGAGUAUUCCACCGAGUAAAACGCUGCUAAGAAGACAUCUAGCCACGCACUUCAAGGAACUGCUUGGUCGAGAAAUCAUUCAAGUCAAGCGAGACGCUGAAAAUACGCUCGGAUUUCAACCGCUAACGCUAACAGCUAAAAUUAAAACGCCGAAAAAGUCACAGUUUUCGUUGAAGCGCAAAAAGAGCUCCAAGGGGCUGACCGGGGACGAGUGGAGCGAGUACGUGUGCCCGAUGGGCGACUCAGGUCAGGAACAUCUUCCUCCACAGCGGCUGCUUCCAUCAUCGCCAAAGGCUGCAUCCGCUGCUGGUUCCGUUAAUAACACUGCUGCUGUUGUAAAUACCAUUGCUACCACUAGUACUACCAGCACUAGCAAGGAUGUUUCGUACCAGCAGCAUCACAGCUACAACAACUCACACGCCACAAGUGCUUCCUCCUAUUCAGCUAACACUAAUCAUGUCACUAGCAAUCCGAUGGCGGCAACGACGAAGACUCCCUACACCUCCUAUCCCGACAGCACGCACAGCAGCAGCACCACCAGCAGCACCACGACUUCCGGAGCCGGGUCCGAGGUUGCUUCACAUCAGCAACUGCUGAGUAAUGUCAACAGCACCGCCGGUUCGGAUUCGCCCACGUCGACGCGUAGCUCGACCACUUCCACCUCCUAGCAGCGGCUGAUCUCGGCGGCCUGCUCCGUCUCAUCGACCGGAUCUUCGUCCCCGAUACCGACCAGUUUGAUGUCGAGCAAGAAUAACUAUUUUAUUGCCUCCUUCUCGCCGGUGAAGGACGUUUAUAAGUCCGUUUCGACCAGUUCGAACUAUUCUUCCUCGUCGUCGCUGGUAUCCACGGCCAGUUCGGCACGACCACAGUCGCAACAGUCACAGCAACAGCAGCACCAGCAGCAGUCGCAGUCGCAGGCGACCAAGGGAGAAGGCGAUUCAUCCGAUAGUGGAGCCCCUGUGCAGCGGUCGGCCUCGUUUAACGCCACUUGUACUGUUCCACUUAGUAUCAGCAAGACCACGCACGUCAAAAAUUCCGCCUCGUUCAGCAGCUGCUCCCUGCUGACGAAAGUGGCCAAAAAAUCCGGUCUCUCCGGUUCACUGACCGCCAACUCACUGCUGAAGUUCUCUACUUCCAGUUCCGCCAACAGUUUGCAGCAGCUGAAACAGCAACAGCAAGCAAAUGGCAUAACCAUUUCUAGCAACAUCACAGAAGCUCUAGCGAUGGCCGGUCAAAAUCCGAAUCCAUGCCUGUCGGCAUCUUCAUCCGGACAACUACGGACCCCGCCGUCGGCUUCCUCGUCUACGUCGUUGGCUUCCUCGACGACCUCCACCGUAACUGCCACCGCCGCCGCUGCUCCUUCUUCGACUGCCACUGCUGCUGCUGCUCUCUCGUUGUCGCAGUUCAGCAAGAACAACAUUGUUGAUUAUUACGUUUAAUAUUAAGCAAACCUGUAGUCACUAAGAUGUAGGAACCCAAAAAGGUAGGAAUCACUUUUUUUAGGUAGACCACGUGUUGCGAAUGUUUUUACGUUUAGGUUAUUUCAAAGGGCCGACUCUCGGCCUGUUCGAUGUUGAAGACGAAUCGAAGUAGACCGAGGGCGACCGUGUUUUCCUUCCUUCCUUCCUAUCACCGUUUCAUCUGUCACUUUUUCAAUCGAGCUAAGCAACUCAUGAAACUAUGUACCAUUGAAAGAAAGAAAUAAAAAAAAUCUAUCUGACAACCAACGGGAACAAAGCGCCCCACUAAAUACGACCAGAUAUUUAUACCGCUACUAUUGAGUAAUAGACUAAAGUCAAAUUUAUUCUAAUGUGUACCUAUUAGAAGAAACUAGAUCCUAAUAGUAUAAGAACGAAGUCAUCAUAUCUUGUAAUAAUAUUUGAAAGUCCACUGAAGUAGUUCUACGGUGUUGUUUAGACAUUUUUUAACCAUCGGAGAUAGACCGAAGCUCCCUUUCCUUGGACCAGACAAGCAGCUUACCGUAGCUGCAGGAAUUAGUGCCAAUUGAGAUAUGUUUAAUUUGAUGGAAAAAAAUAAACUGCAAGCAUUACCCAAUUUCUUUCACUCUAAACAACAACACUAAAAUAAAGUUUGCUUUAUUUAAACACGACCGCUAUUCGGUUUAAAAAUAAAACCUUAAAAUUCAAAAAAAAACUUUAUAAACUUACAUAUUACCACCGAAAAAAACUGUAUUUGAGCUACUCAUACUGUAAACAGUAUUUGAUCACAUAUGAAGAGUGUCGGUUAAAUAUGACAAAAAUUGAAAACGGAUUAGUGCCAUUAAAAAAUUCUGCGGUUAAAAGCGAACUGCCCCCUGACAAGGCACCGAAAAAAGCAUAUUUUUCUCUGUUAUUUGAUAUUUUUCGCUAACCCAUGAGAAUAUUUCUAAUUGAUUGUUAGUUCAGAAGCAAACUGAAUGACAUUCUGCGCUGGGUAACUAAUUUCUCAAGUUUAAAAUGAGCAAAACACAUUGCAACUUAACUCUUAUUAUGCAGAACAAACUAAACGGUAGACAGUCGAAAGAUAUUCGAUGCCAAAGACAAUAAAACACACGCAGCAGUUGGUGGAUACAUUUUUUCAUCGUGUAUAAUAGAAGUUUACUGAAAAUAACCAUUUAAAGUUACAAAGGAAAAAAAGAUAGGUAAGAAGUUACUCUAAAGUGUUGCGGCGAUCCUAAGUCGACCUCUUGUGGCAAAAAUUCUUCCUUCUACUUAGGUACUGUUCUGAACUCUGUGACCUUCAUCUGUUUUUCUGACUUUCUGCUCACCGCCGCGCAGCGGAGAGCGCGAAUUUGCUUCCGCUUUCUUUCACAGGAAGAUGUUUUCAACACUAAUAAGUUUGCAUAUAUUUGCUCGCAACCGAGCGAUUCUCGACAAAUUGUUGUUAAGAUUGUAUGCUAUAAAGAAAAUCAGACUAAUCUGUCACGUGCAUGUUAUAACUCAAACAAAUUAAAAAACCAGUUACAGUUGUUGACAGCCAAAAGAAGCAAAAUGGUACGGCGUAGUGAAUAGGAAUUAAACUAAAACUAAACUAAAACCUGUUGGAAAGUUGUUUACCGUUUUUUGCGAAUAUUGAAGAAAAAAAAAUAAUACAAAGUAAGUACUAAUUGAUAAACCAAACACCGACGACGGGCGUCCUUGUAAUAACGACAAAUUGACUUACUCUAAAACCGAUAUUUUGCAGUUCUUGUAGAAACCAGGAAUAUUAAAACUAUAGUAUUUGAUAACUUUACAACACACUCAAUUAAGAAAAGGUAAACAAAACACAUAAUCUUAUACGAUCGUGCAAAAGUAGGUACCGAAAUUUACUGAUUGAAAUGAGGAAAGUAAAAAUUGAUAAUGGAAAAUUGUGAAGAGAAGGGAAGCGCAUGACAUCAUCAUAAAAAAAUGAAACAUUAUAACCGAGUCAUUUGGUGAAAUUGAUCAAUAAAA